Messenger RNA from Monomorium pharaonis (pharaoh ant), 605 nucleotides. Its product is annotated as peptidyl-prolyl cis-trans isomerase NIMA-interacting 4. Gene Ontology annotation, molecular function: DNA binding; peptidyl-prolyl cis-trans isomerase activity. The record is from RefSeq and is a predicted model, not a curated record. Lineage: Eukaryota; Metazoa; Arthropoda; Insecta; Hymenoptera; Formicidae. Gene Ontology annotation, biological process: rRNA processing. The transcript has 3 exons. The coding region runs from base 67 to 453 and encodes 128 amino acids.
GCGCCAACGUAUUUCUGGUGCUUGGACCGACGUAAUCCUAAAUUACGUCGAUAACAGCACGCGAUCAUGCCGCCGAAGAAGAACGCCGGUGCCGCAAAGACCACCGGCAAGAGUAAACCUUCGGAGGAGAGCGGCAGCGGGAAGGCGGAGAAGAAAGGAGGAAACGCGGUGAAGGUCAGGCAUAUCUUGUGCGAGAAACAAUCAAAGGUAUUGGAAGCCCUGGAGAAAUUGAAGGCUGGUCAGAAGUUCAACGAGGUCGCAGCGACAUACAGCGAAGACAAGGCCAGAUCUGGGGGCGAUCUUGGUUGGAUGACACGGGGUUCCAUGGUAGGACCUUUCCAAGAUGCUGCCUUUGCGUUACCAGUUUCCAGCCUGGGAUCUCCGGUUUACACAGAUCCACCAGUGAAAACAAAGUUCGGGUAUCAUAUUAUAAUGGUGGAAGGUAAAAAGUAGCCAAAGGUAGUUGCCCAAACUUUUUUAAACAUUAAUUCUUUUGUGAAAUUUGAUAUACACAGUUAAUUGAGCAAAUACAUAUUAUAUCAUUUAGAUAUUGAUUUGUUUAACAUCUGUGAUAUCUAUUGCAUUAAUAAAACAUAUUUUUUAUA